ACAGACGGACAUGGAUUCGUUCUUGAAUCAGACGUAUGGAUUAUAGACACAUGAUUCAAAGGAUGAGGAUGCUUGAGGCCGGCAGUUAGAGCACCCCAUACGAGAGACAGAGACGGAUCCAGGGCUGGGGCUGGACCCCGGGACCCCUGCCUGGGGGGGGAAGGGCCCUCACAGCCCUGUGUGAAUCUGGACCAUGGGGGAUAAAGGCGUCAACGGGGCAGGGAGAGAUGGGGUGGCUCAGUCCCAUGCCCUGUUUGACAACUUUGUCCAGGCAAGCACUUGUAAAGGCACGCUCAAGGCCUUCCAGGAGCUGUGUGACCACCUGGAGCUCAAGCCCAGCGAUUACAGGGUCUUCUACCACAAGCUUAAAACCAGACUCAACUAUUGGAAGGCCAAGGCACUCUGGGCAAAGCUGGACAAACGGGCCAGCCACAAGGAGUACAAGAAGGGCCGUGCAUGUGCCAACUCUAAGUGUCUAAUCAUCGGUGCAGGGCCAUGUGGCCUACGUACAGCCAUCGAGCUGGGGUUUCUUGGAGCCAAAGUGGUGCUGCUUGAGAAGAGAGAUGCCUUCUCUAGAAAUAACGUGCUUCAUCUCUGGCCCUUCACCAUUCAGGACCUCAGGGGUCUUGGAGCUAAAAAGUUUUAUGGGAAAUUCUGUGCUGGUGCGAUCGAUCAUAUCAGUAUUCGCCAGCUUCAGUUGAUGUUGCUCAAGGUGGCUCUCCUCCUGGGCAUCGAAAUCCACGUCAAUGUAGAGUUUAAGGGUCUAAUUGAGCCCCCUGAAGACCAGGAAAAUGAAAGGAUAGGCUGGAGGGCUGAGGUCCACCCCAGAACACACCCUGUCAAUGAGCUGGAGUUUGAUGUCAUCAUUGGGGCAGAUGGGAGGAGAAACACCCUACAAGGGUUCAGGCGUAAGGAAUUUCGGGGCAAGCUGGCCAUCGCCAUCACGGCCAAUUUCAUCAACAGGAACACAACAGCGGAGGCCAAGGUGGAGGAGAUCAGUGGGGUGGCCUUCAUCUUCAAUCAGAAGUUCUUCCAGGACCUCCGAGAAGCAACAGGAAUUGACCUGGAAAACAUUGUCUACUAUAAGGAUGACACGCACUACUUUGUGAUGACCGCCAAAAAACAGAGCCUGCUGGAGAAAGGAGUCAUUCUGCAUGACUAUGCCGACACAGAGAUGCUGCUUUCCAGGGCUAAUGUGGACCAGGCUGCCCUGCUGUCCUAUGCUUGCGAGGCAGCCGACUUCUCCACCAACCACCAGCUGCCUACAUUGGAUUUUGCCAUCAACCACUACGGCCAGCCUGACGUAGCCAUGUUUGACUUCACCUGCAUGUACGCCUCAGAGAACGCUGCUCUGGUGCGGCAACGCAACGGCCAUAAACUGCUGGUGGCACUGGUGGGAGACAGUCUGCUGGAGCCAUUCUGGCCCAUGGGCACCGGCAUUGCCCGAGGUUUCCUGGCAGCCUUGGACUCAGGCUGGAUGGUUCGGAGCUGGGCUCAGGGCAACACCCCACUGGAGGUACUGGCUGAGAGGGAGAGUAUAUACCGUCUGCUGCCCCAGACCACACCAGAGAACGUCAGCAAGAACUUUAGUCAGUACAGCGUGGAUCCCACAACCAGAUAUCCCAACAUAAGCCUUAACUUUCUCAGGCCCAACCAGGUACGGCACCUCGUUGACACAGGAGAGCCCAGGGAGAUGCGCCUUGAGAUUGAAAAUGUGAUCAACUCAUCAACACCCAAGUUGACCCGGAAUGAAUCGGUAGCUCGGUCCAGUAAACUGCUGAACUGGUGCCAGAGGCAGACAGAAGGAUAUAGGAAUGUUAAUGUAACGGAUCUGACUAUGUCUUGGAAGAGUGGUCUGGCCCUUUGUGCCCUCAUCCACCGAUAUAGGCCGGAUCUCAUUGACUUUGACUCUCUGGAUGAGCGGAAUCAAGAGAAGAACAACCAGUUGGCUUUCGACGUGGCAGAGAAGGAGUUUGGCAUCUCACCCUGCAUGACGGGCAAGGAGAUGUCUUCUGUGGUGGAGCCAGACAAACUGUCAAUGGUCAUGUACCUCAGCCAGUUCUAUGAGAUGUUCAAGGACACAGUGCCUCCUGGAGAUAACCUCAACUUGAGUCCCGAGGAAAAGGCAGCGCUGAUUGCUAGCACCAAAUCUCCGAUUUCCUUCUUCAGCAAGCUUGGCCAGAGUAUUGCUAUCUCCAGAAAACGCAACCCCAAGGACAAAAAAGAAAAGGAAGUUGACACUUUAGGGAAGAGGCGAAAAACCAGCCAGGCUGGCCAUUCUGAAGAUGAAGAGGUUUCUAGAACGAAUCGUGACGAUAGACCACCAGCCUCCACUGCCCUGUCGGAGAGAAAAAUGGACUCUGCCACAGUGGGUAACCACAACAAGGUCAAAGUCAUGGCCACCCAGCUGCUUGCCAAAUUUGAGGAGAAUGCUCCUGCCCAGUCCACAGGCCUCAAAAGACAGGGCUCUCUGAGAAAAGAGUUCCCCGCCAACAUCGGUGGGAGUGAUGUCUGCUUCUUCUGCCGGAAGCGCGUGUACGUUAUGGAGAGGCUGAGUGCUGAGGGGAAGUUCUUCCACCGCAGCUGCUUCAAGUGCGACUACUGUGGAACCACACUACGACUGUCCUCGUACGCCUUUGAUGUGGAGGACGGUAAAUUUUAUUGCAAGCCUCACUACUGUUACCGUCUGUCUGGCCAGGCUCAGAGGAAGAGACCUGCUCCUGCCUCGACUCCAAUCAGUGCUGAGGAGAACCAGGCAGCCCCACCCGCUGCAGUGACGGUGGAUGCCCCUGGAAGGGCAAUGGCAGCUGCAGCCCCCUCAACCGAGCGCCAGCCCUCAGCUCCCGAGGUCAAUGGGCUGCAGGAGGCCAGUCUACCCAAGCGGCUGCGGGGAACUCCGGAGCGCAUCGAGCUGGAGAACUACCGCCUCUCCCUGCAGAAGGAGGAGGAGUUGGAGGAGGUGCCAGAGGAGACGCUGGCAGAGCACAACCUCAGCAGUGUGCUGGACAAGGCGACCGACGCCGACCUGGGAUCCAGUAGCUCAGAGUCGGACAUGGAGGAGGAGGACGAGCAGGAGGAGCAGGAUCAGGAAGAGGUGGAGCAGCAGCCUCUCAGCCCCUCAGACCUCGGUGGGGUCCCCUGGAAGGAGGCCGUCGAACUUCACGCCAGGCUGAAGGGAGAGAGUGACCAAGGGGCCGAUGGCGAGGAUGAGGCUCUGGCCGACGCAGUCAGCCGAGAUUGGGAAGAUGAGGAGGAGGAAGUGGAGGAGGAAGAUGAGGGAGAAGAUGAAGAGUCGAGCGAUGCCAGGAACUUACAGAUCCAGCAAGUCCUGCAGCCCGUAGAUCCCCAGGCCAUACCGGGUCUGGUGAGAACACCCCUGGACUCUGAGGGGGACAAGGAGGGCCAAGCGGCCUCAACCUCCCAUAUCUCUCAACCCUCUGAGCUCACGCAGCCCUCCUCCACAGCCCCUGCCCACACCUCCAUCCGACAUGAGGCAGUGAGAGUCUGGUUGGAGUCCGUGUCUGGAGAACCCUGUGAGGAGGAGGAUCCAGAAGCAGAAGCAGGUAGUCCAGAUCUGGAACCUGGCACAGAGAUGGAUCAGGAUGACAUUCCUUCAGAUGCAGAAGCCGAGGCUCGCCUACACCAGUCAGAGCACCCUGAGAUACCUGCUGAGGAAGACAGGAAAUCAGAAAGUCCGGAAAUUGUCUCCAGCAUUGACCCAUCCACCAUCAGCCCUGUGCAGAAAGAUGAUGUAGUCCUUUCUCCAGUCAAACUCUCUCCAGAGCCUGAGAAACAGAUUAAUCAAAUGUUUCCUACCUGCUCAGUGAAAUCUCCUGGCACACGCUUUUUCCCAGAACCGUUUCUACCGAAUGAAGUCCAGCCUGAGAGAUCAACUCCAUCUCCAGUUGCGAGGAGCCCUCCAUAUCCUUCCACUCCUCCUGUCCAAGUACCCUCUCCUAUUCCCUCUCUGAAUCCCGCUACUGCUCCUGUCUCAUCUAUUCCCGAAUCCCCUCCCAAAUCACCCAUCAGCUCCCCUGUUAGGUCACCAGUCAGGUCACCAGUCAAUUCCCCAGUCAGGUCACCUGCCAGAUCACCUGUCAGUUCACCAAUUCGUUCCCAGCCAGUCCCAAUACCAGAGACUUGCACUCCUAUAUCUCCAGUCUACCCACAACGCUCCAUUUGCCCGCUAACGGGCAACCCACUCUCUCCCAUCUGUAGCCAACCCUUGCCUUGCCAUGAACCUUCCUCACCGCUCACAUCUGACUCCCCCGUCAGAACGCAACCUGUGCCCGCGGUCACCUCCACACCCAUUGCCAAAACCGACCGAAGCAUGCUUGAGCUCUCAAAGCCCACAGAGUCCUCCAUAGAGGAAAUACCAUCUAAAAAGACUGACAUUAUUGAAGAGUUUUGGCUGAAGAGUGCUGAGAUCCGAAAGAGCUUGGGUCUUUCUCCUCUCGAUCGCAGUAGUAAAAUCCUUGAGCGGAGUGUUAACAUUCUCACCCCAGACUCUGCCAACCCAAAGCCCAAGCCUCCAGGUCUUUCUGAGGAGGUGAAGCCUUUUACUGGACGCUCUGUCGUCCGCAGGAUCAACAUUACUCUUGAGGGUCAGGUUAUAACUCCCAUCACUCUCGUGGAUACUAAGAGCAAUGGCUCUGAUAAGAGGGAUCUGAGUAGCAGCUCCGGCUUGGGCCUCAAUGGGAGCAUGGCCACCAGCCAGGCAGCUAACAGUGACAGCUACAACACCUCUGACUCCACCAUGAUCACCCCUCCCUCCAGUCCACCACCACCAGUGCCUGCCAACCAGUCUCCGGCUGUGCACAGGCAACAGAGAUAUCAGGUGUCCUGGAGCAAUGGAGCAGAAAAGUCUGCCACUGAACCUGCCAAGGAGCCAGCACCUAUAACCGCCAAGACCCCUGUUCCCAAACCACGAAUGCAGCUGAGCCCUGUGUCGAUGUCGACGCCUGUCCGAAAGACUGUAACGGUCCCUCCACAACCCACAGAUCCAGGAAAAAUUCCAGUGGUGGUCAUGAGGGAGAAGAAAAAGCCUAGACGAGAGGAAGUGAGGAAGUCAUUUGUUGAGACUGUUGAAGAGAUCCCAUUUGCGGAUGAUGUGGAGGAAAGCUAUGACGAGCGGAUGCCUGAAGCGAGCAUGGACAGAUUCUAUACACCACCCACCAGCAAACCCAUCAGGGACAAACCUCCCCUCCAUCUGGCCCUGGCCAUGGAAAAUGGUAAACCCAACGUCCCUGUCAACCCAGCCUCUAAGCCUCAUAGGGUGACUCAGUUCUCCCCAGAGGCCAAGGAGAUUGCUGAAGAGAGAAUGAGGGCCAGAGAAAAGUCAGUAAAGAGCCAGGUGCUAAAAGACGCCAUGGCUAAGCAGCUGAACAAAAUGAAAGAAUCAGAUAUAGCCAAGGGUGCCUCGGCUAAAGUGGCCUGGAACAUAACCCCAGAGGCUGCUGGAAAGAGUAAGAAGUCAGCAGUUUCUCCAAAGACACCAGCCACCAAAGCCCAAGAGUCUAAGAAGGGGGAGACGCUCCCUGAUCGUUUCUUUAGUAGCAACAAGAGUCUGGACAGCUCUGUAGCCUCUUCUGAAAGCUCCUCUGGAGGAAAGAGCAAGAAGCGAAGCUCACUCUUCUCACCACGUAAGAACAAGAAGGAGAAGAAAGCUAAAAAUGACAGUAGCAGACUCUCUGGCGCAGAUGAAACACCACCAAAACACAAGUCGUUGUGGAAGGCUGUCUUCUCAGGGUACAAGAAAGACAAGAAGAAAAAGGAUGAUAAGUCUUGUCCUAGCACACCGUCUUCUACCUCCACUACUCAGGAUUCUGGGAAGAAGAGAAUGUCCCCUAUUGCGAAGGCCUCAGAUUUGAAAUCACGCAGAAACUUGAGCUUCUCUGAGGACUCCGACCUGUCCUGCGAUGAUGUUUUGGAGAGGUCCUCCCAAAGGUCUAAAGCUGAUCGCCACACGGACAUCUUUGACCUAGUGUCAGGUAUUCAGAGGGAGGCGAUAAAAGAGGAGAAACUGGAAAAGGAGACGAGGAGGGAGUUAAAGGAGAGAAAGAGGGCAAAAGAAAGACAAAAACAAAAAGAACAAGAAAGAAAUGCUGAUCGACAAAAAGAGAAAGCGGAAGAUGAGUCUGUUUAUGUCCCCCAUGCACUGGCGUUCAAGAGGUCAUAUGCUACAAAGAAAACUUAUACAGAAGAGGAGUUGAAUGCCAAAUUGACAAGAAAGGUUCAGAAAGCUGCCCGGCGACAGGCCAAGCAGGAGGAACUGAAAAGGUUGCAUCGAGCCCAGAUUAUCCAGAGGCAGUUGGAGCAGGUGGAGGAGAAGCAGAGACAGCUGGAGGAGAGGGGUGUGGCGGUGGAGAAAGCCCUGCGAGGGGAAGCAGACUAUUGGGGAGAUUCUAAUUACAGUGAAAUCCUGGACUUGCAUCUGGGCGGCAUGGGCAAGAAAGAUGAUCCCAAGUUAAUGCAAGAGUGGUUCAAACUGGUCCAAGAGAAGAACGCCCUGGUGCGCUACGAGUCGGAGCUCAUGAUAUUUGCCAGAGAGCUUGAACUAGAGGAUCGUCAGAGCCGGCUCCAGCAGGACCUUAGGGAACGCAUGGCGGUAGAAGACCACCUGAAGACUGAGAAGGAGCUGGCUCAGGAGAAGCAGAUCCUCAAUGAGAUGUUGGAGGUGGUGGAACAGCGCGACUCCCUGGUGGCCCUCCUGGAGGAACAGAGGCUCCGGGAGAAGGAGGAAGACAAGGACCUGGAGGCCGUCAUGCUCUCCAAGGGCUUCAACCUCAACUGGACAUAGGGGCAAUAAAAAAGGAAAAUCUCUUGUUCCCCCCCCCCGCCUUGCCUAAAAUCCCGGGACGAGGGAACGGAGUAAAUAUGUUUGUUUGUGUGCGCCCCCCCCCACAAGAGGGAAGUUCAGGUGUGGAGGGUUGUUCUGUCAGCCUGAAACUCCGUAAUGGACAGUCUACAAUUGGAAGGUUUUAGGAGGCAGAACUGUCUAUUGCCGCUGACAUUCUGUAAUGUAAACGGACACAGGCACUUGGUCCUACUGUCGCACCUUCAGCAGUGAAUGUGUAGUGUGUUUUCCCACUAUGGCUUUUACUGACAUUUCAGUUGAAGCAGUCUUAUAAUGACGUUUACAUAUCCUCUGCACAUAGGUAGGCCUGGUUGUUACUCUGCAGUCUUGCCCACCUCACUGUCUCCCUAAGGGUGGAGGGACUGGCACCAGGCAACUAGAAUUUCAAGGGAAACAAUCUCGAUUGUCAACAUUUCUCUCUAUUUAUAUAUGCCUGUUUUAGGAAUUACACUCAGUUAGCAGCCAAAAUAUUGAGCGGUAGGAAUGCCCUGAUACCGAUACUGCUAUCAGUAUAUGUCGGUAUACCCAAGACUAAAAUCUGAUACCAAAAGCCAUGAGUAACGUCAUAAAUAAAUGCAAAAUGGCUUAAUUUGCUGCAUUUUUGGCUCAUGGAAGCCUGUAUUUGGGCAGCACGGUGUCACAGUGGUUAGCACGGUCGCCUCACAGCAAGAAGGUCCUGGGUUCGAGCCCUGGGGUAGUUCAACCUUGGGGGACUUCCCGGGUCAUCCGCUGUGUGGAGUUUGCAUGUUGUCCCCGUGUCUGCGUGGGUUUCCUCCGGGUGCUCCGGUUUCCUCCCACAGUCCAAAGACAUGUAGGUCAGGUGAAUCGGCCAUACUAAAUUGUCCCUAGGUGUGAAUGUGUGUGUGUCAGCCCUGUGAUGACCUGGCAGCCUGUCCAGGGUGUCUCCCCGCCUGCUGCCCAAUGACUGCUGGGGUAGGCUCCACCAUCCCUGCGACCCUGAGAGCAGGAUAAGCGGUUUGGUUAAUGGAUGGAUGGAUGUAUGGAAGCCUGUAUUUCUUUAAUGGUGGAAAAAAAAAGAUUCUGUCUCAAAUGCUCUCCCAUUAACCCCAUGCUAAUGGUGUAAGUCUGCACUGUUCAGGAAAAGUAAUGGAUGGGAUCGGUACACUGUACUGACGGAUACUUAAAGAUUCAAACUCGGAAUCGGUGUCGGCAGUGAAAAACUGAUAUCGGUGCAUCCCUAUUGAGCAGUCUGCUGUGUGCAUCUCCAAAACGCCGCUGAAAUUGUCAGCCGGAGACGUCACUGGCGGACAAUUUGUGAAUAUGAAAACCUACCUCCUGGUUUGCUGAUAGGCUGAUAUCACUGCUACAAUAUAAAUCUGUAUGUAGCUUUAUUAUUCACAUUUUCCCAUACAAGGAAGCCUAUUAGCAAAGCAGGAAGUAAUUUUUCACAGUCAAGGAUUGUGUGCCAGUGACAUCACCAGUGGACCCAAUUGCGGUGUUUCAGAGACAUGCGGAAGACUACUUAGCUUUAUGCCUGCUAAUGGAGUGUUAUCCCUACAACACAUAUAUAGAAAUAUUUGGCGGCGCAGUGGUUAGCGCGGUCGCCUCACAGCAAGAACGUCCUGGGUUCGAGCCCCGGGGUAGUCCAACCUUUGGGGCCUCCCGGGUCAUCCUCUGUGUGGAGUUUGCAUGUUCUCCCUGUGUCUGUGUGGGUUUCCUCCCACAGUCCAAAGACAUGUAGGUCAGGUGAAUCGGCCGUACUAAAUUGUCCCUAGGUGUGUGUGUGUGUGUGUGUGUGUGUGUGUGUGUGUGUGUGUGUGUGUGUGUGUGUGUGUGUGUGUGUGUGUGUGUGUGUGUGUGUGUGUGUGUGUGUGUGUGUGUGUGUGUGUGUGUGUGUGUGUGUGUGUGUGUGUGUGAGAGAGAGAGGGCCUUGUGAUGGCCCGGUGGCCUGUCCAGGGUGUCUCCCCGCCUGCCGCCCAGUGACUGCUGGGAUAGGCUCCAACAUCCCCGGGACCCUGAGAGCAGGAUAAGCGGUUUGGACAAUGGAUGGAUGGACAUAUAUAAAACGCUAAUGCUGAUGAUCACGAUUGUCUCCACCUAAUUUUCACAACUAUAAAGAGCAUUCGCUAAAGCAGGGGAGUAGUGGGAGACUGUUUUAAGGAUUUUAAUAACUUUUAAUCUCAAUCAUUCGAAAGGGAAGAAUGCUUUUAGGUCCUGCUGAUGUAAAGGAAUUGUAAUGAUUGUCGUUUUUGUGAAUAUAUAUUUAGCACACAUGACCUUUUCAAGUAAAUAGGGGUGUUCUCAUCUUGUUGAAAGGACCGCUCACAAUGUGUGGUGUAAAUGCUGAGCAACGAGACAGACCAAAGUCUUCGCUUUCAAACUCGGUCUCCGUUGCAACUGACUUCUGACUGGGGGAGAGACAACUUGCUGCCAUUUCAUCCGCUCCCCAACCCGCUUCUCACACCUCGAGGAGCCGCAGGGAACAAGUUGAGAGGACCGGCUCCUCGCAAAGAGUCGACACUAAGAAUACGUUGGAUCUGGCAAUGUGGUUAUUAACAUAUAUUUAUUAGCUCUGAUUGUUUUAACAGAUCAACUUUUUUGUGUUUUUGUUUUUUAAAUACAUUUUCGUUUCAUAUCCUUCGCAUUCACAGGAGAGUGCCCCGGAAUCUCGACAAUUUGCACUUGUUCAUUCUUUUUUUUUGCGUAUUCCAGCAACCACGAACCACGGCAUGCCGGGAAUGGAGCCUGCAGGCACGUCAGGGAAAGUGCAUCCAUGUCGUCUUUUAUGCUGAAAAGUGGACUAGCGAGCAUGGUUAAAGGACGAAGAAACAAAAACCCAGAAUACACAGAAUAUCGCCACGGUAUAUGGACACUUCAGUACCCCGCUAGAGAUGUGUACGGGUCUGGCUGUGUGGAGAUGGGCCGCCGCUCACUCUUCAUCAUACUGACGGCUUUGUUUACAAUCACUUGUCCAUAUCUAACCGUGGAUGCUCCGGGAGUCCUAGCGUGGUCAUGGAUGGCGAGCUUUAACCAGCUAUUAAAACAAGUAAUCUGAGGAGGAACUGGUCUUCUGUGAGGUUGAGAUGAGUCCCCCGCCGUGUAAUUAUGUCAGCGUUUUGAAGUUCUCCUUAAUGAAGCUGAUGUGGGGGGGGGGGUUUACGGCAGGUCGGCGUAACGCGGCGCUCGCCCUCGUGCCUCAGGAUCGUCUCCGGUGGACACGCUGCAGUAUCAAAGGAAGAAACCACACCAACUCGCAUGCUUUCACUAUAUGGCAGUGUUAUACUUUGCGUUUUAUUUUUUAUUUUUUUGCCCUCGAACAAGAUGCCUUUCUCGUUUCUCUCUCAAUUUACGGUUUUCGGAUAUAUUUUUUUCUUUCUCCUGGAGUUUACUUUUUAGAGGCUUUUGAGGAAUUUGCACGUUUGUGUAUCCCAGUUGAAGUCAGCUUUUUUUUAAAUAUACUUUUAUACAACAUGUUUUAAAAAAAACAACAGCAGAUUUUAAGUGUAGAACCGAGGAAAAUGCAAAAUGCCCCGUGAACAACUUGCAAUGACCUCCAACGGGAACGUGUAGUUUCUGUCGGGUGUUUGAACCCCAUAGCCUUCCUGCAGACAGUAAAAAUCUUGAGUUGUCACUUUUUCUUUUUUUUUUUUUCUGUGAGGAGUUUUAAGACGAGGGGCUGUAUUUAUGAUAUCGAAUGAGCUGUGAAUAGAAGAGUUACAACAUUUUCAAGGCUUGCUGUUUUAGAUGGUGCGUGACAAGUGAGAUAAGUGACAGGAUUGUAUUGAUAUUUAUUAACAUGUGUGCAAACUGUAUUAUAUGUAAAGUAAAGGAAUCCUAAUUUUUAAACCGUUAUGUUGACACAACUUGUAAUGAAAAAAUGCUUCAUGUAGCUAAAAUACCUAGGGUGUUGGAUGUAUGCUGAAAUGGCAAUAAAACAAUGCAGUUGUUC
Molecule: messenger RNA, 10766 nt
Organism: Lampris incognitus (smalleye Pacific opah)
Lineage: Eukaryota; Metazoa; Chordata; Actinopteri; Lampriformes; Lampridae
Gene: mical3a
Product: microtubule associated monooxygenase, calponin and LIM domain containing 3a
Exons: 36
Coding region: 194-6799 (2201 amino acids)
Molecular function (GO): protein binding; FAD binding
Source: RefSeq, a predicted model, not a curated record